This is a messenger RNA of Staurois parvus, 313 nucleotides long. NCBI's taxonomy places the organism in Eukaryota, Metazoa, Chordata, Amphibia, Anura, Ranidae. The record is from the annotation of a GenBank genome assembly.
AUGGGGCCCCCGGGCAAUAGGGGAUCAUGGGGCCCCCCUGUGUCCUUGCCCAAACUCAAAAAAAAAAAAGCCUUUGAAAAGGUACCAGGGCAUCUCAUGGGGCCCCCUACUGACCCCAAGCCCUCGUGCCAGUGCCCGAGUUUCAAAAUGGUCAGUCCGCCCCUGCAGCUGAUAUGUUUCUCUAUCCCCCCAAAACUGUAGUUGCCUGGCAUCUUUAUUGUGUGCUAUACGAAAAUGUUUUGAUAGAUAGUGAUGUUUUAAAACCUCUAUUUAUGUUAUAUACACAUGUUCCUUCAUUCUAUCUAUCAGAGCU